CGGGCGUGUGUGUCUCAGAGAGAGAGUGUGUGUGUCGAGAGAGAGGGGGGCUUCAGCGCAAGUCGAAAAUGAGCAGAUGAAUAAGGCAGAAAAACUUGUGAGGACAUUUGAAUGCCGUGAAAUUUACAAAUUUCACUCUAAAAGCAAUCAUUCCUUGGUUCGGAUAUUCAACAUUUAUCAAGACGAAGAACGAAGCACGUCCCCGGAAUAAACCAAAGGAACUUAAAGGGCAAAGCAUGGAUGAAGGGCGACUGAGGUAGGAGCUGACUCCUGGUCUGCAGGACCGACGACCGCACGGCCAUCUGGAGUGAUUGCUGCAUGGUGCGGCCUCCAGAGCAGCAUCUGGCUGUGGCUCUGAUGGAGAGGCCCGUUCAUCCUCUCCCAGAUGUGUCCCGCGGCAUUCCGGGUGAUCUGGAAGCCUCCAUCUCCUGAGUCCAAUUUAAUUAUCUGACUGCAACUCUCCCACACUGCAAUCCGCUUGAUUUUGAGGCGUCUCCCAAAUGGACUACAAAUAUGGCCGCCUUAGCCUCCCUGCUCAGGCUGAGGACUACAGAAGAGAGCCUAGCCGGCAAAAUGCGGGCAAUAGGUCGAUCAGCCUGUUGGCUCUGGUGGAGGUGAACAGGGGGCAAUGGUGGCCCUGGGGCAACAAGAAGGCUAAGCUUUAUAGUUUCCUGUUUGGACUGACGGUGGCCUUUCUGAUCACAGCAUCUUAUGUCCUUAAUGGUGACAAGAAGGGUCUUCUGCUGACCCCAUCACCAUACCACUUCCAGGUUGUGAGCACUACAGGACAUCACGCUUAUAACCUGACCUUUGUCAGAGACUAUGCUAGUGUUAAAGAGGUGGUGAAGAGCAUUGUAGCCAAAGUGGAGUUCAGCCGUCGAAGAGUGCCUGACCUCAAAGGACUACUGGAAAGUGAACCACAUAUAUUCUCCGCCAUCCCCCGUAAGUUCCUCACCAGCAUCAAAAAUCCUUGCUGGUACGAGGAGCAUACUGGAAAUGCCACCACGGACCCCUACGGGAAGAACGUGUACAUGUACACAAGCCGCUUCCAGGCCAUCUACAAAUACCUGAGGAACGCUUUGAGGGAACACCUGUACGAGCACGGAGGGAAGCGGUACCGCCUGCGAUGUCUCCCGUACUUCUACAUCAUGGGCCAGCCGAAGUGUGGCACCACGGACCUGUACGACCGCCUACGCCGGCACCCUGACGUCCGCUUCACAACUAUGAAGGAGCCCCACUGGUGGACCAGAAGAAGAUUUGGUAUCAUUAGGCUGAGUGAUGCCUUCCAAGCCCGCUACCCCGUGAAGGACUACCUGGAUCUGCUUGAACUGGCAGCGUUUCAGAUUCACGACAAUCUCCUGGGGAACCGAUCCAAAGGUCGCACCAAGCGGGAUAUCAUUAUCGGUGAGGCCAGUGCAUCAACGAUGUGGGACAACAAUGCCUGGGUGUAUUUCUACCAUAAUGGGACAGAGGGGGAGCCGCCAUUCUUGGUGCUGGACUUCAUUCAUGCAGUUCAACCUGAUGCCAAAUUUAUUGUGAUGCUCAGAGAUCCAGUAGAAAGACUCUACUCUGAUUACUUGUACUUCGGCCUGGCCAACAAGUCCGCGGAGGACUUCCACGAGAGGGUGUGCGAGUCCCUGCAGCUGUUCGAGACGUGCCUGUCUGAGAGCUCCCUGCGCUCCUGCGUCUACAACACCUCCCUCAAUAUCGCCAUGCCCGUAAGACUACAGGUUGGCCUGUACAUAGUGUUUUUACUGGACUGGCUGUCAGUGUACAGCAAAGAGCAGAUCUUAGUGCUUCGCCUGGAGGAUCAUGCAGCCAACUGCAAAAAAACAAUGCACAAAGUCUUCAAAUUCCUCAGUUUAGGACCUCUAUCACAAGAGAAGGAGGCUGAAAUCACCAAGAGUCCAGCUUCCAACACCAGGAGACAAGCUGACCUUAACCUGGGACCCAUGUUGCCUGUGACUAGGGACCUCCUCCAGCAGUUUUACUGGCCAUUCAACCAGAGACUAGCCAAGAUGCUUCAAGACAAGGCCUUCCUAUGGACCCAGUCCUGAGAGGAGGGACCAGUCUGUCCUUGGAACAGCAGUUCUGUAAAGAUGGCUUUUGGGAGACCUCCAAGUGGAGACACUCCACUGUGACAGAGAUGCAAGACGCUUCUAAAGACAAAAAUAAAUCCCUAUUAUUAUAGGGUUGAAUGGAUACCUGGAGACUCGGACUCAGAAUGUUGAAGCCCCACUUUUGUCCUUAACCAGAGUCUCGAGAGCUAGCAACUCAGCCUUCAUGAGGUUCUAAUGAAUGGCUAAAGCUGUCAAAUUCAAGAAAGGCCCUUGGCAGAAAAUAAUUGAAUGUCUCUCUAUAAUUGAAUUUCCAAACUGCCUCUGCAGCAAGUGAAAUGCACAAAAGGUGUUCUGAUGAGUGGGUACUUGAGCAGAGAAAUUUGCCUCUACUUAUGUGACCUUUGCUGUUUUUGUAUUGGUGAGGAUAUAGAUAAAAUGAGAAAUACCAUGGGAAAUAUCAUAAUUAACUCAAGGUGAAUAUCAGAAUCGUAAAGGAGUAGUGUGUUUUGGGUCUAUAUUUGCUUCUUCUGAAAUGAGUUGUUAUGUGUAACGUCAACAUAAAGUCAGUGCUGUUUACCAUUCACCAUGCCUUUCAUGCAUAGUAAUACAUUUUUAAACUGAUGCACAAAUUAACAUGUGUACAAUAACAUCCAUUCCUGUCAUGUCAUUCUGAAAGUGUUCUGUCAGUAGGUCUAUAAGCCACAUUUAGCUGAUUACCUGGUAUGAUACUCAUAGGGGAGACAAGUAUAUAAGUGCAGGUAACUUUAUUUGUACUCUUUUGACUUGUUUAUAGGUUUUUCAUUGGUUGAAUAUACUUACGCAUUUAUGGGUGAUUGCAUUAUACUGACCAUGGGAAAUAAUGAUAAUUCAACUGAUAGAUAAGGUGUAUCUGCUGUUUGCACAAAAAUCUCACAGGGAGAAUACUACUAGUCGAGUUUGACUUAUAUAGUUCAACAGACGAAUGGUGUGUGAGACAAAUAUAACAUUACAUUAAGCUGAUGUAGUUGCCUUCUGACCAGAGGUGGACAAGUCCAGCUUCAGAAAGUAAAAAUCCAACCAUGUUGAAGAGUUACAGUAGUGUUGCUGAGUUGUGCUAAUUAGAAUCAGCUGGUUUAAAUGAACGGUUGUCACAGAUAUGUGGUAGGACUUUUACUUUCUGAAGCUGGACUUUUCCACCUCUACUUCUGACACGAUGUGUACAGUAUGUGUGUGUUUGGUGUGAUAUGGUGCGGUAUGGUGUGGUGUGGUGUGUGGGGUGUGUGUGUGGUGUGAUAUGGUGUGGUAUGGUGUGGUGUGGUGUGGAGUGUGGCGUGUGUGUGCAUGCGUGCGUGCGUGCGUGCGUAUGUGUGUGUGUGUGUGUGUGUGUGUGUGUGUGUGUGUGUAUGUGGUGUGGUGAUGGUGUGUGUGUGUGUGUGUGUGUGUGUGUGUGUGUGUGUGCGUGUGCAUUCAUACACAGCCAUUAUGUGGGUAGCGUCACGUUCAAGGUAAGCACUUAUUGUUCGCAUACUGUAUAUGUCAUCCUCAAAUUGACAUUUCAUUUUCAAAUGACAUAUUAUAUUAUUAGAAUUUUACUGUGGGCAGAAAACAGGACCUCAAUAGGACACUCUAUAAUAUGUUACGAUUGUAAACAGCAAAUUGUCAUAAUUUUGAUAGAAAUGAUGGAUAUCUGAAACAUAUAGGCCAGAAGAAUAUAGCUGACCUGGUCGAACGUUUCACAGAGGAAAUACUUCAGAUAUGCAUCAAACUAGAAACGGAAGAAACAGACUACCAACAAACAAAAAUAUUGUUUACACAAAUUUCACCUUAUACUAAACAGUAGAUUUUUGUUUCAGAUGCCCACUCCAACACACUAAUAACAUUGGAAGUGUAGACAUCUAAGAAUUACCAAUGACCAGUUGCCAUGAAACACCCCCCCCCCCUAAAUAAUGAUAUUCCAAAUAGGUUUAAUACUUACAGUAGGCCUGAACAAAGUGCUUACCCUGGUGUGAAACUACCCAUAUACUGUACCUGCAGUGAUGCCUGUGCUAACCUGAACAGAAGGGCCUAAUAGUCCUUGUAGGUGAUCGUCUACAUGUCUGUGCAGGGUUAUCAGCCUCUCUCUGGUCAAGAAAGAAAUGUUCAUGUGACCGAUGUCAUUGUCCUUGCCCAGGCCUUUUGUCAGUGUCUGCAUCACCUUUGACCUGUGACUUCUCUCUGUCCUUUGGGGCCAUUAAAUCUGCCAAAUUGUACCCCCUUCUACAGUAUCUCUCUCUCUCUUUCUCUCUCUCUCUCUCUCUCUCUCUCUCUCUCACACACACACACACACACACACACACACACACACACACACACACACACAUAUAUAUAUACACACCCACACACACAAAA
This is a messenger RNA of Sardina pilchardus (European sardine), 4427 nucleotides long. It is a transcript of the gene chst15a, whose product is annotated as carbohydrate (N-acetylgalactosamine 4-sulfate 6-O) sulfotransferase 15. Bases 501 to 2057 code for a protein of 518 amino acids. The transcript has 8 exons. Gene Ontology annotation, molecular function: N-acetylgalactosamine 4-sulfate 6-O-sulfotransferase activity. Gene Ontology annotation, biological process: hexose biosynthetic process. The record is from RefSeq and is a predicted model, not a curated record. NCBI's taxonomy places the organism in Eukaryota, Metazoa, Chordata, Actinopteri, Clupeiformes, Clupeidae.